AUCCAUAACUGAAAUAACCCAACCGACCGAAAUGGCCACGCCAUUGGUGACUGCUUGGGGGAUAAAAGAUGAAAUUCAGAGGCCCCACUUGUUGGUUUGGUUCAAUGUUGACCCCUUUGCCUGAAGCGAGAAUUCUCUGAAUCCGGCCGUUCUCCGCAUUUGCUCAAGUGAAGCCGGCGUUUCGUGUUGAUCGACUCUAUUCCUUUCAGCUUCUUUCCUGAAGAUCGGUCUCUGUAGACUUUGAUCCCUUGCGUCUUUUCUGAUUUACGCCUUUGAGCUCACCUUUUUUUGCCUUUCAGCACCAAGGAUGAUCCUUUCUUCUCUCUGAAACUGUUCAACCCGUCGUAAUAGACUUCACAGACUUAUACUCUAGGAAAUUCUACGGGGCACCCAGCGUUAGUGAUUUUUUUUGGUGAUACUGCUUUGCACAGUUGCUCAUGUUUUCCAUGCUUUCUCCUUCUCAGAACGUUGAGUUGCUGCUUUGGGUCUGAUGGAACCACGAUCUCAGGGAGUAUCUAGUGACGUAAAUGUUUCUGGUGCCCAUGAUCACCACAUUGAUAGCAAUUUAAUGGCAGACCCAUCUGCAGCAUGUAAUCUGUGUGGAAUAAUCGUUCAAUCUGCUGAGCUUGAAAUUUUUAGCUUAUGUGGGGACUGUAAAUUUUUGUUGCUCGAAAAUUUGGGCACCCCCAUGCUUCACUCACCUCGGAGACAGACAACCAGGAGGAGGACAAGAAGGAGAAGAACUAGACAUAACAGCUCUGAGUCGAUCGGAGAUCUUCCCUCAGAACAAUUUACUCGUUUGAUAAGUGUGGCACGACAGAGCCUACUAGUGGCAAAUGGAUAUGAGGAUCAACGUGCUGAUGGUGAGGGUGUUACCAGGAUGCUACAGCGAACUAGCUCCCAUACAACUCCAAGUGGUUCUAGAAGAUGGAGAAGGGUUUUCUCUGACACUGAAAGUGAAGAUUUUGAUAACUUAGAUUCUCGUUAUGGUGAAACUGAAUCAAAUAUCAGUUUUACUCAAUCCAGGUUUUGGCAUGGUGAUACCGAUGCAAAUCCUUUUAGUGCUUAUGGUGGAGAGUCUGAUGCUUCCACCGACAGACGUGGUUUUCCGGACACCGGGAUCCUUGUUCAACCAUAUGGCGGGAGUGACCUUGACAUUGACACUGAUAUUGACCCGAUGCGUGCUGGUUUGAGCCAAUGGUACUCAGAUGAAGAAGAUAGGGAAUGGGAAGAGACAGAUGCCGAGGAUGGAAGGGCUACAAGGGGUAUUGCCGGAACACAGUAUAGGAAUUAUUUGGCAAGUCCAAGUGAGAGCUACAGCUCCAUUACCCGUAGCCAACGGUUUGAUUCUCCGGAGUUCGAGAGAGAUAUACGCCAGAGAACUGUAGAGAGUAGGCAAGUCUUAUCAAGGAACAUCAAUGGUUUCGAGGAUAUGGAUUUCUCUCUACAUGUUGCAAAUGCUGGGGAUUAUCUUGAUGAUAGAGGCUUUGGGGAAUUGCUUGAGCAACUUGCUGAGUCUAACAAUUCAAGAAGGGGUGCACCUCCUGCAUCUGCGUCCUUUGUGAGGAAUCUGCCAAGGGUUAUCAUCCAUGAGGAGCAAUUAAAGGACAAUGAUGGGCUAGUCUGUGCAAUCUGCAAGGACCUUUUUGCUAUCGGUAGCGAAACCAUCCAGCUUCCUUGUAUUCAUCUCUACCACACUCGGUGUAUCUUACCUUGGCUAAAUGCACAUAAUUCGUGCCCACUUUGCCGUUAUGAACUUCCAACUGAUGAUAGGGAUUACGAAGAUGGAAAGCAUAAUGCCAUUGGACAGAGAAUCACGGAUCAGGACGUAAUCGAAGAUAGCUCUUCUGGUGAGGACACUGAAGUGGAGGAGGGAGAGACAACUGCUGAGACUGAUCCUGUACAUGGAGAGAGAGACGAGAGUGACUCGAGUGUAAGGAGAGGAAGCUGGUUGUUCCUGGCUGCCGCACCAGUUGUCAGUCUAGUAGGCAUUGUAUUGGCAAUGGUGCUUAGCAACUCACAGAGAAGAGAGAUGGGAAGCUCUCAUAACCAAAGAGGAAACAGGAGCAGACGAUGGUUGCCUUUUUCCUGACUGAUUUCUAGACUAUUCCAAUUACCAGCUGAUGAUUAGUUUCACGGCUUGUCCAUAACUGUGGAUCUUGCCCCCCGCCCUAUAUCUAUUAUAAUUUGUAUCCCUGGAUGAUGGAUGGUGACCAGAUGCUUGUAUCAUGAAAGUUUCUAUGUAUAUUUUGGUUUAACUGAAAUCAAAUUUGUGGGGAAGAUUA
Tarenaya hassleriana is the source of this 2285-nucleotide messenger RNA. RefSeq lists its product as uncharacterized. Bases 491 to 2092 code for a protein of 533 amino acids. The transcript is spliced from 2 exons. Gene Ontology annotation, cellular component: cytoplasm. The record is from RefSeq and is a predicted model, not a curated record. Gene Ontology annotation, molecular function: ubiquitin protein ligase activity. Gene Ontology annotation, biological process: protein ubiquitination. Lineage: Eukaryota; Viridiplantae; Streptophyta; Magnoliopsida; Brassicales; Cleomaceae.